Scatophagus argus is the source of this 5429-nucleotide messenger RNA. It is a transcript of the gene fgf18a, whose product is annotated as fibroblast growth factor 18a. The record is from RefSeq and is a predicted model, not a curated record. The coding region runs from base 2843 to 3562 and encodes 239 amino acids. Gene Ontology annotation, molecular function: growth factor activity; type 2 fibroblast growth factor receptor binding; type 1 fibroblast growth factor receptor binding. Lineage: Eukaryota; Metazoa; Chordata; Actinopteri; Scatophagidae. Gene Ontology annotation, cellular component: cytoplasm. Gene Ontology annotation, biological process: regulation of cell migration; cell differentiation; positive regulation of gene expression. The transcript is spliced from 4 exons.
UUUGCCCAUUCGAGGUGUGUCUUGUUAAAAGCCGAGGGAUUUAUUUUUCUUUCUUUGUGUCGACUGUACUUCUCCCAGAUGGCAGUCAUCUCCAGAUACUUCUCAUUCCUCACACAACCUGGACAGGGUGUGUGCUGCCGCUGCUGCUGCUGAUGGUGUCUGCCUGACUUUCUCUUCGUCUGUGUCUCCCUUACACUCUCUUCACUUCCCCACCUAACUGCCUACAUCUGUCUUCAAGUCUUGCCUGUACCCCAUUUUUCCACAGAUAUUUGCUCAGAUAAAAAGCAUGAAUUAAUAACUGAUGAAUGAUGGCGCCCCUGGCAGUAUCUGUGGAGGAGCAAUCUCACUGUUUAGUCUGCUGGUUUUAGUUUAGGUAUUUCAGAGUCAGUCAUCUCUUCAUUCAUUUCCUUCCUGUCUGUCAUUUUUACCACAGCCACUCAAUUCACUUCAUCUAUACUGUUUUACCAACUUGAUCAUACCAGUUAGAAAAGCCCAGGGCCUUUUGCCACAACAACCUGUUACUACUCUUCUCCCAAAGCCACAACUCCAUGUCGAGGCCCUCUACUUCCCUAACCAUUGCUCCACAAUGGGCCCUAAUACUGCUGAUACCACUCACACGCCCACUAGCCAAACCACUAUUCUUCGCCGAGGCUCACUGCUGAACAUCUGAAACUUUUGCACUGUGCCGAAGCCCACUGCUCCAGUGUUGGCCUACCACGCUAACCACUGCUACACACAGCUGAAACCGCUGUUCAGUCCCACCAGGCCGACCGCUCUCAUUCCACGCUGCUGCCCAGUCCUCUGUGCUGAGCCCUGCUAGUCUAACCGCAGCCUCCAUAUGGUAUAUCUGCUGGGACGCAGGUUUAUGAUGUCAGACCCUUGCUUAUUUUGGCAAGUGGCCAAAGCGCACCGGGCUUUCCCUCUCUCCAUACCUCUACCUCCUUCUGUCUUUCCUCGACUUUUUCUCUCUGCGCUCUCUUAUUCUCUCAUUUUCUCAUCCCUCCCCCACCCCUGGCUGAUCCUGUCUCCCUUUUUCCUCUCUCCUCUUUCUCUCUGUGGCUGGCAUAAUAUGGAGUGUCUGUGGUUUUUGUGGGAGUGGGGGAAUCCAGUGCCGAGGCACUUUUCCUGCAGUGUCCUCGGCAGCAGUGCAGUAGUGGUGUUUUAACAGCUGAGAGUCCUCACAAUGCACAGGCGCUCAGGUUUUUUCGGCUGCGCAGGCAAAAUGUGAGGGCCAACACUCUGCUGCAUUAGCCAGAAUAUCUGCAUCUAUUAGAAUGAGUCAGGGGCCAACACAUCAGCUAUUGGAAAGAAAUGUUGAGAAGGAGAGAAAGGAAGCAGGAUGGUAUAUGUGCGCUGGUUAGGAGGCAGUGACAUGUGUUAGGAUAUGCACGAGUUGAACCUCCUUCCGCUCUCAUUUCCAUUAUUUAUCUUUUUGUCUGCUUUUCACGCUGGUUACGCUACUGUCUCUCAUUUUGCCACUUUUUCUCCUUUGUCCUUUGGGUUGUAAGUUUAGUCUUUUUUUGACCCUCUCUACCCCUCCUCACAUCUGUUGUCCUGCCCAUUCUUUCUGAUUUUAUCCCUCACCUCUUUUAUUAUCUGUCAGCCUUCUCUUGCUUCAUCUCACUUCUAUUUAUUCUUACACCACCUUCCUCUGUCCUGCCUUCUCCCUAUCCCUUUGUGCACGUUACCGCUCUCUAUUUCUCACUAUCUACCUCCCUCAGCAGCGCGUAUGUCUUUGCUUUGGCCCAGCUGUCAGCUGCUCCUCCUGUACACACGCAUACACUCUGCACACAUCUGCACAUCUGUGUGCAUGCCCACGACAGUGUGGAGGAGUCACCCUGCUAACCCUAAACAUAAAGGAAGAUGGGAGGCAGGGAACGAUAGGAGAAAGGUAGAGUGGACAGAGAUAAGGUAAAGGAGAGAAAGGGAGGACAACAAGCUAGAGAAAGAGAGUGGAGGAGAGAAAGACAGAGAGAGAAGAGGCAUGCAGAGAGAUAGCAAAAGAUGAAGUGGGGAAAGAUGAAAUUCGUAGGAUUACUUUUCAGCCCACACACUUGGUUCUGAACUUCAUCAAGUCUUCAGCCACUAAUUCAGAGCAGUUCAAGGACUGCCAGAGUAGAUUUUGCGCAACACAAUCACUCCCUUACUAAAGCUGUAAAUAACAUUUGAUACAUCCAAGGUCAAGGUCUAAACUUUAAUUAAGCAAUGUGAUAAUGUGAAAAGAAUUUUAAUUGUAACUCUAACCAGCUGUUUCAGUCACAAAUGUCUCUGGCAUUCCAGAUAGUCAACUAUGCAAUAAGAAAUAAUAUACAAAAGGUAUAUUUCCAUGUGGACAGUACAAAUUGAUUCUGUGUCACAUCACCACAAUUACUCCCCCCCAAGUGAUUAUUCCGUAAAUCUUCUUUUCUCACAUUUUGGUAGCUCAGGUUCUGACUUACUCAUAGCAUCUCUAAGUGUAACCACAGUCCUUCCACUCUUCAGAGCCACAUCACAGCAGCAGAAUGUACACCUGUAGUCCAGCCCAGCUGUCUACAUACGCGGGGCAGCCAAAUAAGCCAGCCCGUUUCCUUAGAUGUCCAAACCAAAACAUGUUCUAGUUGUCUCGGCAUGUUUGCCAUUUCGCCACGGUCCAAUCAGGUCAUUUGGAGGCCAGAUUUUGGUGUGGCGAAAGUCACGAAUGGGUCAGAAAGUGGGUUUGGAUAGAAGGCUGGUAGCGUAACGAUAAACACUGUACUGGGUGUUGUCUGUCUGCCGAUCCCUGGACAUCGGCCUGUCUGUAUGUCAAGUCACUGUGCCAGCCACACACCCAGCAGUGUGAGUAAUCACCCAACAAGGAAAAGAGAUGUUAAACAGAAAGAAUAGCAGAGAAGAAAGAGAUGGAAACGAUGGUGUCACGCACAACUCUUUCAACAUUCAGUCUUGCUUAUAUAUUUCUAAACUCAUCUGUUUCUACUUUUUUUUCAGAUGUAUCCAGAUGUUGCUGGUGAUGUGCAAUCCAUUACAGGUACUUGGUGUGGAUGGGGUCAACUUCAGCGUGCAUGUGGAGAACCAGACGCAGGUGCGAGACACCAUGAGUCGGCGACACCACCGAGUCUACCAGCUCUAUAGCCGCACCAGCGGCAAACACGUCCAGGUACUGGGACGCCGAAUCAGUGCACGAGGAGAAGAUGGAGACAAAUAUGCCCAGCUCGUAGUGGAGGCCGACACCUUUGGCAGCCAGGUGAGAAUCCGGGGCAAAGAAACCAAUUUCUACCUUUGCAUGAACCGCCGUGGCAAGCUGGUAGGAAAGAAGGCCAGUAAUCGAAGCGCAGACUGCGUCUUUGUGGAAAAGGUUCUGGAAAACCACUACACAGCUCUGAUGUCAGCGCGCUACACAGGCUGGUAUGUGGGUUUCACUAAAAGAGGCCGCCCUCGCCGUGGCCCCCACACACUCCCCAACCAGCAGGACGUACACUUCAUGAAGCGUUUCCCGCCCGGGGAGCAACCCGACCUCACCACACCCUUCCGCUUCACCACCGUAAGCAAGCGGGGCAAGAGGGUGCGUGCUACUGGGCCCCGCUAGUAGUGGCUAACGCUAGCACCCACUGUCUUGUCAUCCAAAGCCUUGACCUGAGCCUGCCAAUGGCUAACCCAUUCAUCUCUUCUGUCACAAACGACUGAACGCCUCCAUUUGUUGGGAUAAACAUUGACCAGGAACUUGAUGAAACAUUCAUGGGGUUUAGCUUUACACCUACUAAUUUGCCACUACAGUCCCCUAGUUAAGAGAUCAUUCCUCUCAGUUUUAGUUAACUUACUGGACCAAGUGGACCAUUACUUGUCCAUCGCUGGAAGCUCUAUGUAUCUGGUCUGCUUCCUUCUUGGGCCAGAAACACUGACAGAAAACCUGAAGGGCUGCCAGAGUCCCAGGCUCUAUCAAGGCCUUUAUUCCACAGCCACAAAUACCACAAGGCCUUCAUGUCUCCUGUUCUGGAUCAGCUGGACAAUGUCAAGUAUGGGAUUACAACUGGACCAUACAGAGAGUGAACAAAGGUGGGAAAUGCUGACUGAACAAGAGAGUGGGUGCUUAGCCCAUGGAUAAAGGGAAAACAGGAAGGAGAGCACGGGAAAACAUAGAAGGGGACAAAGGGAUAAAAUGAUCUGCAUAGAUCAAAUGGACCAAUAAUGGAUUGUUGACAUGUGACGCACUUAUUUGUCUCACUACUAAAUUGGUGGGAACCUGUGAGACUGUUGCAUGAAUGAAAGGAUGGAUAAGAAAAGGAUGAAUGAGGGAAUGACUGAGUGAGUGACAUAUCGAAAAAAAUGCCAGUUUGUAAUAAGAAGACGAGAAAAAUGUACCUAAGUGUGUGGGUGUGGGUGUGUGUGUGUGUGUUUGUUUGUGUGAGUGAGUGCACCAACAACCAUGAGUGAAGCUGGAUCACAAGGGACUCUGGAAAGGGACCAUCCAGUCCCUGCAUGGACCCAUGACGACUCACCGCAGGGACUGAAGCUUUAGGAACUAGAAUGUAUAAAAACUAAGCUGCACCAAAAACAGCCAGCCAAUCACCGCAAACCAAACCAACAGCCGACCAAAGACAACUGGAAACCUUCUUCGUGACUCCUCUUGACACACCCAACAACCCCCCCCCCCCGAGGACGCUACACCCUCACCUUAUAAGUGCAGAGGGUGAUGAGUGCAGGGGCAAGCACGGCUGGGAGGGCGCCUUGUCGAUUAGCAUUGCUAUAGAAAUGACCCAGGGGAUGAUGCUCCCGUGCGAUAUCAUGGAUACAGAAUGCUGCUACCAGGACAUUCAGUGGAACAAACCAAAGUCUCAUGCAUACACACAGGAGAAAAAUACUAAAGGGAACAAUUUAUUGAAAGUUAUAUAUAUUAUAUAUAUAAAAGAAGACAGAAACCCUAAAUAAGCGAUCUUACUAUGAUGGUUACUAUAAUUAUUAUGAUAAAAUUAUUUCAUUUAUUUAUUUCAGCUCUGUGUGCAGCAGUCUUUCUCGACUCAGUAAACCUUACAGAAACAUUUCCUGUGUCUCUCAGUCUUUGUAAACUGCUUCCUCGCAUACAUACCACUAUUUUGUCAAAGGAUACAUUGGGGAUGGAGAUUCAAGUGAAACGAGGGAAUACCACUUUUUAAAUGAUGCCCAACAUUUGCUUGUUCCCAGCUACAGUAACAUGAGUAUUUGAUGAUUUUCUGUUUUUUUAUCAUUCAAAAUUGAAAAUGUGUCAGUUUAAGAUUAACUUUUUUAUUUCACAAAAAGAAUCAUAGAAACUAUGACAAACAGUACCAUUUACGACUAAGAUAACCAUUCCUCCUAUAUCUUUGGCUGUAUUGGGCGCUCAAUCAAUGUACAGGACUGUGGCAAUGCAGGGUUUGCAGAAUUUGUGUAUUUAUUCACCUUAAUUUUUGUAGGUAUUUAAUCAAAAACAAACAUAUUUU